Messenger RNA from Physella acuta, 6729 nucleotides. Its product is annotated as fibroin heavy chain. Lineage: Eukaryota; Metazoa; Mollusca; Gastropoda; Physidae. Gene Ontology annotation, molecular function: chitin binding. The record is from RefSeq and is a predicted model, not a curated record. Gene Ontology annotation, cellular component: extracellular region.
UACAACCACACAGGGCGUGAUUCGAUGCUCGUUACCGGGAACAUGAGACCACCAAAGCACCAGCACCUAGUGCUGGCUGUGGUGGCAGCACUAGCAGUCAGCGCUGUCCUGUCACAGGACUAUGGCGCGACAGGCUACAGCUACACGUGGAGCAGCGGAGGACAGGCUAGCACGGGAGGACAGUACGGCAGCAGCUGGCAGUAUAGCACGGGAGGACAGUCAGGAAGUGGGGGGUCCUCUAGCGGAGGGCAGUACGGAAGUGGUGGAUCUUCUGGCACCGGAGGGCAAUACGGAAGUGGUGGAUCUUCUGGAUCCGGAGGGCAAUACGGAAGUAGUGGAUCUUCUGGAUCCGGAGGGCAAUACGGAAGUGGUGGAUCUUCUGGAUCCGGAGGGCAAUACGGAAGUAGUGGAUCUUCUGGAUCCGGAGGGCAAUACGGAAGUGGUGGAUCUUCUGGAUCCGGAGGGCAAUACGGAAGUAGUGGAUCUUCUGGAUCCGGAGGGCAAUACGGAAGUGGUGGAUCUUCUGGAUCCGGAGGGCAGUACGGAAAUGGUGGAUCUUCUGGAUCCGGAGGACAGUACGGAAGUGGAGGAUCUUCUGGAUCCGGAGGGCAGUACGGAAGUGGUGGUCAGUCUGGGACGUCUAGAUCAGGUUCAAUUGACAAUUACAAGUGCCCCAAACCAGACGGACAGUUCGAGUACGCAGCAGACUGCUCCAAGUUCUACCAGUGUGACAGUGGUACCCCGACCCUCGCUGAUUGCCAACCUGGCCUCGUCUUCAACGCCGAGAAGAGCUACUGUGACUGGCCAGGGGAUGUGCAGAAAUCAAACUGUGCCACCGUGAAGAAAAAUGAAUACCUCUCACCGGAAACACAAGGCCUCUGUGACCAAGGGGUGCCCAACGCGAACUUCCUAGUGGCCCACCCCGUGUUCUGUAACGCCUUCUACACUUGCAGCUCCAGCUAUCUGUUCGCCCCUUGCACCUUCUGUGGCGAAGGACUUUACUUCAAAACGGGUGAGCUGACAUGCAGUGACCACCGCGGGAUGGACGUGCAGGCCCUGUGUGGCAAGAAGCUGUACGUCAGACACGAGGACAAGACCACGCUACAGGAGGACGGCUCAUGCUGGCCCUACACUGACAGGCCUAACCCUCACGCCAAGAACCAGACAAGACAGUAUCAGUAUGGUUAUGUGAAGAGUGGAAGCGGUUCUGGUUAUGGUCAAGGAGGAAGUGGUUCUGGUUAUGGUCAAGGUGGUAGUGGUUCUGGUUAUGGUCAAGGUGGUAGUGGGUCUGGUUAUGGAAUGGGUGGUAGUGGGUCUGGAAGAGGAAAUGACAGAUCUGGAAGCGGCAGUGGAUAUGGUAGCACUGGUGGUAGCGGCAGUGGUUAUGGUAGCACUGGUGGUAGCUCUAGUGGUAGCGGCAGUACUAGCGGCAAUGGUUAUGGUAGCACUGGUGGUAGCGGCAGUGGUUAUGGUAGCACUGGUGGUAGCUCUACUGGUAGCGGCAGUGGUAGCGGCAGUGGUUAUGGUAGCACUGGUGGUAGCUCUACUGGUAGCGGCAGUGGUAGCGGCAGUGGUUAUGGUAGCACUGGCGGUAGCGGCAGUGGUUAUGGUAGCACUGGUGGUAGCUCUACUGGUAGCGGCAGUGGUAGCGGCAGUGGUUAUGGUAGCACUGGCGGUAGCGGCAGUGGUUAUGGUAGCGGCAGUGGUUAUGGUAGCACUGGUGGUAGCGGCAGUGGUUAUGGUAGCACUGGCGGUAGCGGCAGUGGUUAUGGUAGCACUGGUGGUAGCGGCAGUGGUUAUGGUAGCACUGGUGGUAGCGGCAGUGGUUAUGGUAGCACUGGAGGUAGCGGCAGUGGUUAUGGUAGCACUGGCGGUAGCGGCAGUGGUUAUGGUAGCACUGGUGGUAGCUCUAGUGGUAGCGGCAGUGGUUAUGGUAGCACUGGCGGUAGCGGCAGUGGUUAUGGUAGCACUGGUGGUAGCUCUAGUGGUAGCGGCAGUGGUUAUGGUAGCACUGGUGGUAGCGGCAGUGGUUAUGGUAGCACUGGUGGUAGCUCUACUGGUAGCGGCAGCGGCAGUGGUAGCCGCAGUGGUAGCUCUAGUGGUAGCGGCAGUGGUUAUGGUAGCACUGGUGGUAGCUCUACUGGUAGCGGCAGUGGUUAUGGUAGCACUGGUGGUAGCGGCAGUGGUUAUGGUAGCACUGGUGGUAGCGGAAGUGGUUAUGGUAGCACUGGUGGUAGCGGAAGUGGUUAUGGUUCCUCUGGUAGCAGUGGCUACGGUUCCUCUGGUAGCAGUGGCUACGGUUCCUCUGGCAGCAGUGGCUACGGUUCCUCUGGUAGCAGUGGUUCCUCAAGUGGCAAUCAAGUUCCGGUCAAACCUGACCCAACGUGCAUGAAAUACCAACCAGCUGGAAAGUCUACUGAUGGUUUCUUUGUACCCCAUCCCAAAUACUGUAACGCCUACUACACCUGUGAUCCCAACCGUAUCAUUGGAGCCUGCAUGUUUUGCCCAAUCACCAUGUACUAUAGUGAGGCAACAGGAGGUUGUGAGGUACUGACGGACGUUGCAAGUUCUUGCGGAACGAAAGAAAAUGUCCCUCACGACCAGAAGGUCUACAGACAAGCGGACGGUAACUGUAGCAGUUCAGGACCCGCUCCUGGAAGCGAUAGAACUGGUAGCGGCAGUGGUUAUGGUAGCCCAAGUGGUUAUGGUAGCCCAAGUGGUUAUGGAACACCAAGUGGUUCUGGAAGCCCAAGUGGUUAUGGUAGCCCAAGCGGUUAUGGAACACCAAGUAGUUAUGGAACACCAAGUGGUUCUGGAAGCCCAAGUGGUUAUGGUAGCCCAAGUGGUUAUGGCAGCCCAAGCGGUUAUGGAACACCAAGUGGUUCUGGAAGCCCAAGUGGUUAUGGUAGCCCUAGUGGUUAUGGCAGCCCAAGCGGUUAUGGAACACCAAGUGGUUCUGGAAGCCCAAGUGGUUAUGGUAGCCCAAGUGGUUAUGGAACACCAAGUGGUUCUGGAAGCCCAAGCGGUUAUGGAACACCAAGUAGUUAUGGAACACCAAGUAGUUAUCGUAGCCCAAGUAGUUAUGGAACACCAAGUGGUUCAGGAAGCCCAAGUGGUUAUGGAACACCAAGUAGUUACGGCAGCCCUAGUGGUAGCGGCGGUGGCUACGGUUCCUCUGGUAGCAGUGGUUCCUCAAGUAACACUGGCAAUCAAGUUCCGGUCAAACCUGACCCAACGUGCAUGAAAUACCAACCAGCUGGAAAGUCUACUGAUGGUUUCUUUGUACCCCAUCCCAAAUACUGUAACGCCUACUACACCUGUGAUCCCAACCGUAUCAUUGGAGCCUGCAUGUUUUGCCCAAUCACCAUGUACUUUAGUGAGGCAACUGGAGGUUGUGAAGUACUGACGGACGUUGCAAGUUCUUGCGGAACGAAAGAAAAUGUCCCUCACGACCAGAAGGUCUACAGACAAGCGGACGGUAACUGUAGCAGUUCAGGACCCGCUCCUGGAAGCGACAGAACUGGUAGCGGCAGUGGUUAUGGUAGCCCAAGUGGUUAUGGUAGCCCAAGUGGUUAUGGUACACCAAGUGGUUAUGGUAGCCCAAGUGGUUAUGGUAGCCCAAGUGGUUACGGUAGCCCAAGUGGUUAUGGAACACCAAGUGGUUAUGGAACACCAAGUGGUUCUGGAAGCCCAAGUGGUUAUGGUAGCCCAAGCGGUUAUGGAACACCAAGUGGUUAUGGAACACCAAGUGGUUCUGGAAGCCCAAGUGGUUAUGGUAGCCCAAGCGGUUAUGGAACACCAAGUGGUUCUGGAAGCCCAAGUGGUUAUGGAACACCAAGUGGUUAUGGAACACCAAGUGGUUCUGGAAGCCCAAGUGGUUAUGGUAGCCCAAGCGGUUAUGGAACACCAAGUGGUUCUGGAAGCCCAAGUGGUUAUGGAACACCAAGUGGUUAUGGAACACCAAGUGGUUCUGGAAGCCCAAGUGGUUAUAGUAGCCCAAGUAGUUAUGGCACACCAAGUGGUUAUGGUAGCCCAAGUGGUUAUGGAACACCAAGUGGUUCUGGAAGCCCAAGUGGUUAUGGUAGCCCAAGUAGUUAUGGUAGCCCUAGUGGUAGCGGCAGUGGUUAUGGUUCCUCUGGUAGCAGUGGCUACGGUUCCUCUGGUAGCAGUGGUUCCUCAAGUAACUCUGGAAGUCAAGUUCCGGUCAAACCUGACCCAACGUGCAUGAAAUACCAACCAGCUGGAAAGUCUACUGAUGGUUUCUUUGUACCCCAUCCCAAAUACUGUAACGCCUACUACACCUGUGAUCCCAACCGUAUCAUUGGAGCCUGCAUGUUUUGCCCAAUCACCAUGUACUAUAGUGAGGCAACUGGAGGUUGUGAAGUACUGACGGACGUUGCAAGUUCUUGCGGAACGAAAGAAAAUGUCCCUCACGACCAGAAGGUCUACAGACAAGUGGACGGUAACUGUAGCAGUUCAGGACCCGCUCCUGGAAGCGACAGAACUGGUAGCGGAAGUGGUUAUGGUAGCCCAAGUGGUUAUGGUAGCCCAAGUGGUUAUGGUAGCCCAAGUAGUUAUGGCAGCCCAAGUGGUUAUGGUAGCCCAAGUGGUUAUGGUAGCCCAAGUGGUUAUGGAACACCAAGUGGUUCAGGAAGCCCAAGUGGUUAUGGCAGCCCAAGCGGUUAUGGCACACCAAGUGGUUCUCGAAGCCCAAGUGGUUCUGGUAGCCCAAGUGGUUAUGGUAGCCCAAGUGGUUAUGGAACACCAGGUGGUUCAGGAAGCCCAAGUGGUUAUGGUAUCCCAAGCGGUUAUGGCACACCAAGUGGUUCUGGAAGCCCAAGUAGUUAUGGCAGCCCAAGUGGUUAUGGUAGCCCAAGUAGUUACGGUAGCCCCAGUGGUAGCGGCAGUGGUUAUGGUUCCUCUGGUAGCAGUGGCUACGGUUCCUCUGGCAGUAGUGGCUACGGUUCCUCUGGCAGCAGUGGCUACGGUUCCUCUGGUAGCAGUGGCUACGGUUCCUCUGGCAGCAGUGGCUAUGGUUCCUCUGGCAGCAGUGGCUACGGUUCCUCUGGUAGCAGUGGUUCCUCAAGUAACACUGGCAAUCAAGUUCCGGUCAAACCUGACCCAACGUGCAUGAAAUACCAACCAGCUGGAAAGUCUACUGAUGGUUUCUUUGUACCUCAUCCCAAAUACUGUAACGCCUACUACACCUGUGAUCCCAACCGUAUCAUUGGAGCCUGCAUGUUUUGCCCAAUCACCAUGUACUUUAGUGAGGCAACUGGAGGUUGUGAAGUACUGACGGACGUUGCAAGUUCUUGCGGAACGAAAGAAAAUGUACCUCACGACCAGAAGGUCUACAGACAAGUGGACGGUAACUGUAGCAGUUCAGGACCCGCUCCUGGAAGCGACAGAACUGGUAGCGGAAGUGGUUAUGGUAGCCCAAGUGGUUAUGGUAGCCCAAGUGGUUAUGGUAGCCCAAGUGGUUAUGGUAGCCCAAGUGGUUAUGGUAGCCCAAGUGGUUAUGGUAGCCCAAGUGGUUAUGGAACACCAAGUGGUUCUGGAAGCCCAAGUGGUUAUGGUAGCCCAAGUGGUUACGGAACACCAAGUGGUUCUGGAAGCCCAAGUGGUUAUGGCAGCCCAAGUGGUUAUGGCACACCAAGUGGUUCUGGAAGCCCAAGUGGUUAUGGUAGCCCAAGUGGUUAUGGCACACCAAGUGGUUCUGGCAGCCCAAGUGGUUAUGGAACACCAAGUGGUUCUGGCAGCCCAAGUGGUUAUGGUAGCCCAAGUGGUUAUGGUAGUCCAAGUGGUUCAGGAAGCCCUAGUGGUUAUGGCACACCAAGUGGUUCUGGUAGCCCAAGUGGUAGCGGAAGAGGUUACGGUAGCCCAAGUGGUAGCGGCAGUGGUUACGGUAACCAAGGAAACCAGGGUGAAGGUCUCAGCAUGUGUAACGACAUCAAUGCUGUCAAGAGAGACGAAGGGUACUUCGUGCCCCAUCCAGACUACUGCAACGCCUUCUACACGUGUAGCCCCGCCCGCAUCGUGGGAGCGUGCAUUUUCUGUCCAGUCACCAUGUAUUACAACAAUGCCACGGGCGCAUGCGUAGUGACCGGUGGACAAAACAUCAACACACUUUGUGGAGGCAAAGAGUACGUGGCACAUGAGGAUAAGGUUUACAGGCAGGAGGAUGGAACCUGCUCCUCAACGGGAGAGAGGGUUUCAGGAUCUGGGGGCAGGGGGAGGGGAAAUAACCCAGGGGACAGAAGUGGUAUGGGAGGUAAUAAUAAUAAUAAUAAUAAUAAUAAUAAUAAUAAUAACCCCAGGGGCAACAGUGAUGGGAACAAACAAGGAAGUAAAGGAGGGGAUAUGGGUCACGACGGUGACAAGAACAAGCCUGUUGAUGGGUGGGGAAACAGCAACCCGGGGACGGGAAAAGGCUGGGGGUCUGAUGACGACGAUGAUAGCAUGAGCAACAAAGGCAGGUCUGGAAGCUCGGGGUGUAGUGGGGGCGGCUGUGGGGGGUCGGGGUCAGGGUGCGGCUCAGGUGGGUGCGGCAACCCGUUUUUGAAUCAGAACAAGGCCGCUGGUUGUAAUGGAGGCUGCGGUGGAGGGUGUGGGGGCGGCAAAUGUGGCGGAAGUGGGGGGUGUGGAUCAGGAAGCUGCGGCUAACCAGCUAACACUGUUUGGAUGAAUGGAGAAGCGACGUUAUAAGUUAUUAUAGUUUAUGUUUUUUUU